CUCCCCUGUCCAUCAGUUUUGCUGGGUGUGAAUUUCUGGGCUUUUUCGGAGUUUUGCCGUGAGUCCCUCCAGGAUCCCGUCGGCUUCUUCACCAGCCAAGCUCGGUUUCAGCUGGCUGGAAAUUCUGGUUUCUGAUCGUUCUGUCAGUUAGCACUGAGAUCGAGUCUUCGGUUUUAUGCAAGUGAGGAAGCGAAACUGAGGACGGGGAAACCAAGGGGAGUGACAAGGUAGAAGGCUAGCCAUUCUAAUUGGAUAUAAGUUUUAGAUUUUAUCAUCCUUUUGUAAGGUAGAUUUUAUUCUUGAGAUUUUGUGAUUUGAAUAAGUUGGGAGCCUUGUGCAGUUGUGGGACCUGUCUCACGAGUGCAAGGCGUCUACCACGACCCCGGAUUUGGAUUCUGGGGCAUGACACUAGUAAAAGAAAGUGACGGUCAAAUGCCAAUACCAAUCAAAGUGAACGGAACCCACUCCCCACGCCAAACACUACUAAAAUUCAAGCUUUCAGCAACAUGGAAGCAUGUUGCUGAAAGUGCUUUCCAUGUUGCUGAAAGUCCUUCAGCAACAUGGGUUUAGUUGCUAAAAGUUUUGUUGGAGAAGGCUUGGUGGGUAAUACAUUACCAACCAAAAUCAUGUUGCUAAUAUAUCAGCAACAUAAGC
Rubroshorea leprosula is the source of this 654-nucleotide messenger RNA. The record is from the annotation of a GenBank genome assembly. NCBI's taxonomy places the organism in Eukaryota, Viridiplantae, Streptophyta, Magnoliopsida, Malvales, Dipterocarpaceae.